Molecule: messenger RNA, 1292 nt
Organism: Daphnia pulex (common water flea)
Lineage: Eukaryota; Metazoa; Arthropoda; Branchiopoda; Diplostraca; Daphniidae
Product: chymotrypsin-2-like
Exons: 9
Coding region: 272-1180 (302 amino acids)
Biological process (GO): proteolysis
Molecular function (GO): serine-type endopeptidase activity
Source: RefSeq, a predicted model, not a curated record
UCAAGAAUUGAAGCUUCUCGGUCAGGUGUUUUGGCAUUCAGGGCACCAUUCCGUCGGUUUCGUUAACACAUAUAAAUGUACCUUAAGGCUAUUUGUAUCGCGGCGAAUAAAAUGGGCUAACACGCAUGGCGCCAUAAUAAACACGUAACGUAACCGGUAGACUGGCUCCACACGUAAAAGGUACAACAAAAGAGUUGAAUCUGCCAUAACAAAAGCAGCAGCUUGCGGUUAUUUCUUCACUGAUUGCAGCAGUCACAAUCGAUCGAUUGCAAUGUUCGGAUCGUGUUGGAUUUAUACAGCGGUGUUCGUCUACGCCUUCAUGUUGGCAGUGCUGAAAACCGGGGCUGUGACGAAAGACGUUACCAUUUUUGGAGAUGACAGCAUAUCAAGAAAUGAAACAACUAAAGUCAACUUUACUCGAAUUGUUGGUGGUGCCUGGGCUAAAAGAGGAGCUUAUCCUUACCAGGUGGCCAUAUUUGUCAAAAAAGAGUUCACUUGUGGAGGGACUUUACUUGAAGGUGGACUUCAUGUACUGACGGCUGCCCACUGUAUAAAUCCCUUGGGAAGAGAAGCGGGACUGAUAACUCUUUAUUUUCGGACUACUGUUUUGAACCCUUUGGACGCUAUUCACAUUGAAAGAAAAGCUGCAAAAUUUGUGACGCAUCCAUCUUAUAACAGCACUUCGUUUGAAAAUGACCUUGGUGUUAUUACCCUUUCCAAACCGGUCUUCGAAAUUCGUCCCGUGAAACUUGAACGAGUCGAUCCCUUCAACCAAACUCAUAUCGGAAAAGAAGCUACUGUAAUCGGAUGGGGACGAACGCGACAGGUUUUGCAUCCUGCAAUGUCUUCUGGUGCAGCGUCUAACCAUUUACGACAUGUCAAUGUAACCAUCCUCGACACAAAGGACUGUUCCGUUUUAUAUUACCAUGAUUAUGAGCUCAGUGAUGGGAAACGGUUAUGUGCUUCCACCUUAUUCGGAAAGAGUAUUUGCCAGGGCGAUAGUGGCGGCCCACUGCUAAUUAAUGGCCUGCAAGUUGGAAUCAACAGCGCUGCAGCAGGAUGUGCCGACCCGCGAUUUCCUGCUCUUUUCAUCCGCGUUGCUGCCUACGUAGACUGGAUCAAGACUGUAGUGGGCAAAAGCGUUCCAGUCAUGCCAGUAACACUAAUAACAGCAGCAUAAAACUCCCGAAUGAGAACCACGAAUGAAUUAUCAACAUUUUAUCCUUUUUAAUACUACAGAAAAAUCGUUGUUGUCUUCCUAUUUAAUUUCAAUAAAUUUUUAGGCACAAAAA